GUUCAUUCCAUUAUCCUACGCUCUUCCAGAAACAUCCAUUCAGAAAGCUUCUUUCAACCAUGGUCAACUAUAGCUGCCGUCGUCCAGCAUUCUUCCUGGGUAUUCUCGGUGCAUUGGUAUGGAACAGCCUUCCGACCUUUGCCGUAGAGCCAUCGGCGUCUCUUCGUGGAGGUAACGAGGGAGAGGAUAAUGCCCGAAGUCUUCAAGAUCGUCCGGCCCUUCAAACGACCUGGACCCAGGAUUUUGCCAAACGAGGCCAACGUUCGUGCAAUUUGACCCAUUUGGUCAAGUCGGAUACCCUCAUGGACGAAGUCGAGUACUAUGACACUGAGGUGUAUCAACGUUUCAUGGCCUGGGAUGACGGUGUCAACGAUCGCACCCUCGUCGUCAAGGACGAAAACGUGUGUUAUCUCGUCUUUCAGGGAAUGAAUCGACACGUCUUUUGGGAUUACAUCCAGACACUCAGCCCUUUCGUCAAGCACAAUGUCUUUGGCUCGGACUGUGAUGUUCGUCGCAGCUUUUAUCGAGCCUACGAAACCAACUUUGCCGACGAGAUGCGCGAGUACUUGGAUGAUUGCGUCCAAUCUUGUAUUCCCGAUACCGAAGCACCCUGUCCCGUCGUAUUGGCGGGUCACUCCACGGGAGCGGCCACGGCCACCAUUGCCUCGUUGGAUCCGCGUAUGCGCAAGUAUGAUCCCGUCACAUAUGCCUUGGGACCGCUGCGGGCCAUUAUCAACGAGUGCAACGAUAUCGAUGGCACCAAGAUUUACCGUAUCGUCGCCGCCAAUGCGGGCGUCUACGAUGCCGCUUCGGAUGGCAGUCCCAAAAAGGGACGCCAUUACGGAGAAUCCUUCAUCAUGGACGAAAUGAACCAAUUCAUCUAUCUAGGCUUGAAUGAUGCCAAGCUUCGCUACCCCGAUAACUACAAUAUUCACAUUAUCGAGACGUAUCUGAAUCGCAUGAAUGCACUGGGCAACCAGCCAGCCGAAAACUUCCCCAUGACCGUGGCGCAGUUCGACGAUGGACACUGGUGUACCGAGGAUGACGAAUGCAAUUCCGGCCACUGCAACCUUGAAGCCAAGGUUUGUGGUCCUGCCACCAUGGACGAGGAUGGUACGAUGGAAGUCGGGCUCUUGCCGGGUUCGGAAUGUACGGAAAACGAAAGUUGCGUUUAUGGUCUUUGCGUGUUGGGACGCUGUGCGAUGGAAAAUGGAAAGUUGGGAUCCGGAUCCGCGUGCGAAGAACACGAUCAAUGUGAUUCUGAAAAAUGCUUUAAUAGCUUUUGUCAAGACAAACUCUACAACGGAUCCUGGUGCAAGGAGGACUACGAAUGCAUUUCCAACAGCUGCUCCGGCCCAAUGUCGUGGAUUCAGAUGCGCAAAUGUGCCGAUCCGCCCACGGAAGCUCCUUGAAUACGGUAGUAAUGGAUGGUGGCACAAUGAUUGAGACAAUUCGUGCCAUGCUGCGUUGGCCAGGACACGCAUUUGGUAUGCAACGAUUUUAGGACAAACAACGGUAUACACUCGCCUCUCGACAGUGAAGGCUCAUAAUUCUACAUAGAUGCAUUUUUCAAAAACUAUAGCAGCUGCAGG
This is a messenger RNA of Seminavis robusta, 1592 nucleotides long. NCBI's taxonomy places the organism in Eukaryota, Bacillariophyta, Bacillariophyceae, Naviculales, Naviculaceae. The record is from the annotation of a GenBank genome assembly.